This is a messenger RNA of Selaginella moellendorffii, 1415 nucleotides long. Its product is annotated as aldose 1-epimerase. Gene Ontology annotation, biological process: beta-D-galactose catabolic process via UDP-galactose, Leloir pathway; glucose metabolic process. NCBI's taxonomy places the organism in Eukaryota, Viridiplantae, Streptophyta, Lycopodiopsida, Selaginellales, Selaginellaceae. The transcript has 5 exons. The record is from RefSeq and is a predicted model, not a curated record. The coding region runs from base 22 to 1101 and encodes 359 amino acids. Gene Ontology annotation, molecular function: aldose 1-epimerase activity; carbohydrate binding.
CAUGCUAUUCUUCUGUUAGCAAUGGCGAGUGAUAGCAAGUGUGUAGAUGUGGAGGCUUGGGGGCGCAAGCCGGGGGUCUAUCUGUACACCUUGAGGAAUGGAGGCAUCACUGCCAGGAUCACGAACUGGGGAGCGACCAUCGUCUCGCUCUGCCUCAGGGAUCCUUCAGCUGGAGAGGACAUUGAUAUCGUUCUGGGAUUUGAUUCCUGCGAUCCUUACAUGGAUGGAACCUCGCCGUAUUUUGGAUGCAUUGUUGGUCGCGUAGCGAACCGGAUCAAAGACGCAUCUUUUUCCAUGGAUGGAGUCACGUACACUCUGCCUGCCAAUAACAACAUGAACACUCUUCAUGGUGGUGAAGUUGGAUAUGACAAAGUGCUGUGGCAGUCGCAAAUUGUCAAGGAAUCUCAGGUCCCAGUGGUCGAAUUUACGUACCACAGCAGCGAUGGCGAGCAAGGAUUCCCGGGCGAGCUGGACGUUUCAGUAACUUAUGCUCUUCACGAGAACGAGCUGCGCGUGGAAAUGAGAGCUGUGCCGGCGAGCAAGCAAACUCCGGUCAGCCUUGCGCAGCACACGUACUGGAACCUGGCGGGGCACAAGAGCGGCAGCAUCCUCGACCACACCAUUUGCAUCUCGGCCUCUCGCUACACUCCAGUGGACGACUUCCAAAUUCCCACUGGCGAGCUCGCCCCCGUCGCAGGCACCGCCUUUGAUUUCCUGCAAGAGGCCAGGAUCGGUUCCAGGAUUGAUCAAGUCGAGGGGGGAUACGAUCACAACUACGUGCUGGAUCAGAAGCAAGGACCUGGGCUUUGCUUUGCUGCCAGGGUGAGAGAUCCAUCCAGUGGAAGAACGAUGGAGCUUCUCACGGACGCGCCGGGCUUGCAGUUCUACACGGGGAACUUCUUGGUGGCAGAGGCUGGAAAAGAUGGAGAGGUUUACAGGAAGCACGCCGGGCUUUGCCUCGAGACGCAGGGAUUUCCAAAUGCCGUGAACGACGCAAGGUUCCCGAGCGUGAUGGUUUCCCCCGGGGAAGUUUACAGGCACCAGAUGGUGUUUAGAUUCUCCGUGACACAAAAGGAAAAAACAAAGUGUUUGCUCGAGUGAUUGAUAGCAGCUUUCGGCCGACGUAAGAUCAUGAGCUUUAAAUUCUCUGGUCCGAGGAUAAAAACACGAGGAACUGGCUAACAACUUGGCUGCUGCAGUGGAGCAUUCAAGGUACUGGGAGGAGAGGAUUGAUUGAUAGUGUCAUUCCAUCCACACAGCAGAUAAUAAGUUUACAGAGCAAGACGAUUGAUCCUAUAACAAACAUAGCAACGAACACAGAGAGAGAGAGAGAGAUCACAGUGGAAUUUAUAAAGAAUCCAUAGCUUAGAGAAAAUGUUACAGCUUGAUCUCAAAUUCAUGGGUGUCUCUGACCA